Zootermopsis nevadensis is the source of this 1716-nucleotide messenger RNA. It is a transcript of the gene park, whose product is annotated as E3 ubiquitin-protein ligase parkin. Gene Ontology annotation, molecular function: ubiquitin-protein transferase activity; zinc ion binding; protein binding. Lineage: Eukaryota; Metazoa; Arthropoda; Insecta; Blattodea; Termopsidae. Gene Ontology annotation, cellular component: mitochondrion; cytosol. The record is from RefSeq and is a predicted model, not a curated record. Gene Ontology annotation, biological process: protein ubiquitination.
AAUUUCCCUAUCGUAUUUAUUUACUUUCCUGCGUUCAUGUGUAGUGCGCGUAUUCUUCUCUGAUAUCUGUAAUAUAAGUUACGAAGUUAGCAUAUAAUGAGUUUUAUCAUUAAUUUCAUAAGGAAAAUAUUACAAACUAUGUUGCAGUUAGUGUCAGUUGGUAAACGUACGAUAUCAAACUCUUUGAAUGUAUACAUCAAAACGAAUACGGGAUGUACGCUGUCAGUUGAUCUAGACCCGAAAUGGUAUAUUAAAGAUGUAAAGGAGCUGGUUGCACCACGGUUGGGAUUAUCACCUGAAGAAGUUAAAAUCAUUUUCGCAGGAAAAGAACUCCAUGAUUCAAUCGUUAUAGAGGAGUGUGAUCUGGGCCAGCAGAGUAUUCUGCACGCUGUGAGAUCCCAUGCUUCCCACAGGAAGAAGCCUGGAUCAGAGUCUCCUAGUGAGGGCUCAAAGCCUCUCAAUGAGACACUCAUGGACCUCCAGUUGAGUGACCAUGAGCGUCGCAGUGUCAGGACUGAUGAAGAUCGCGAGAGAAAGCGUGCACACUUCUAUGUAUACUGUGCAUGGCCUUGUAAAGAGAUGAAACUUGGCAAGCUGCGUGUGCGCUGCGCAUCUUGUCGGAGUGGUGCCUUUACUGUGGACAGGGAUCCACAGUGUUGGGAUGAUGUCUUAGAAGGUAGAAGAAUCACUGGUGAUUGUCAGAAUGAUAGCUGUAUUGGGAGUGAUGAUGGACCAAAAUUUGCAGAGUUCUACUUCAAAUGUUUUGAACACACAUCACAGGGAGAAGAUGACCAGGCUGUGCCAUUAUAUCUUAUCAAGUCAAAUGUGCGAGAUGUUCCUUGCCUCGCAUGCACUGAUGUCAGUGACCCUGUGCUGGUGUUUCCGUGCGACUUGGCACACGUCACGUGCCUAGAGUGCUUCCGAGCAUACUGUGUUGCUCGACUCCGGGACCGUCAAUUCUGGUCGCAUCCAGAGCAUGGCUACACGCUGCCCUGCCCGGCAGGUUGCAAGGACUCCCUCAUUACAGAGGUGCACCACUUCCGACUGCUCACCCCUGCUCAGUAUGCACAGUACCAGAGGUUUGCAACAGAGGAGUAUGUUCUUCAGGCAGGUGGGGUGUUCUGCCCUCAGCCAGGGUGUGGCAUGGGCAUCAUUGCUGAGCCAGAGUGUCGAAGGAUCACGUGUACCAACGGCUGUGGCUUUGUAUUCUGCCGCCAGUGCCUGCAGGGUUACCAUCUGGGAGAGUGUGUUCAUGAGGGUGAUGGCAGUGGAACCAGUGCAUCCACAGGAGACUGUCAGUACAAUGUGGAUCCAGGCCGUGCAGCUCAGGCCCGGUGGGAUGAGGCAACCAAGGUGGCCAUAAAAGUGACGACAAAACCCUGUCCCAAGUGUCGUACCCCAACAGAGCGAGCUGGUGGCUGUAUGCACAUGGUCUGCACACGUCCUCAGUGCAACUUCCACUGGUGCUGGGUCUGCCAGACAGAGUGGUCCCGUGACUGUAUGGGCAGCCAUUGGUUUGGCUAGACAUGCACAGAAUGUUCAAAAGAAAACCUGGAUUCUUAUGUGUCCUGACUGUUUGAAUAUUGUUCCUGAAAUCAAUAUUUUUAUGGUUCCUUUGGUGGUCACAUGAAAACUGAAGAAACUGAAUACAUAAUGUCCACUGUAAAAAAUGUACCGUGUAUUAAUUAUAAAUAAAUUAAUUUAUGGAAAACUUGU